Messenger RNA from Podarcis raffonei (Aeolian wall lizard), 750 nucleotides. RefSeq lists its product as uncharacterized. The transcript is spliced from 3 exons. Gene Ontology annotation, biological process: immune response; immunoglobulin production. Bases 1 to 750 code for a protein of 249 amino acids. The record is from RefSeq and is a predicted model, not a curated record. NCBI's taxonomy places the organism in Eukaryota, Metazoa, Chordata, Lepidosauria, Squamata, Lacertidae.
AUGCUGCCUACCAACGUGCUAGAAAACUGUAUUGACUGCACUUUAGCAAUUGCCAGCUGGCACCUCGACCAUGCCCCACUGAAAUCCCCUGUGGCCACCUGCUCAGAUGGCAGAAUUAUCGUUGCCACUUGGGCAGCUGGGCUGCCUGGUGCUGAUAAUAUCUGGGAGCCAAGAAAGUGUGUCAUCCACAGCAGCAGCAACUUGUUACGGCUUUGUUUGAUUUGGCUGGUCUCCAGUUUCUUUGCGGAAUCCAGUGGGCAGAUUGUCAUCACUCAGACACCGGCUUCCUUACAGGCAAGUCCCAGGGACAGAGUGACAAUCCAGUGCAAAGCUGCCUCUUCUGUCGGCCGUUAUAUGGCCUUAUAUCUGUUUAAAUCAGGUCAGAACCCCAAGCUACUGAUUCAUUCGGGUUCAACCCGCUUUGAAGGGACCCCUGAUCGCUUCAGUGGCAGCUACAGCGGCAACGACUUCUCCUUCACUAUCAACGGUGUCCAUGCCAAGGACGAAGGGGUUUAUUACUGUGGCCAGCACAACAUCACACCUUUCCACAGUGAUACACUUCAGUACAAAAACCAGCUCAGUGGCCUAAGACAGCAGGAAGGAAUGGCAGUGGGUGUGUUGCAGCAGCACCGCCCUUGCAGUUUGCUGAAUGAGAGGGGCCUGGAAUGGAGUAUGACAAAGGGGGUGAGGACCAAUGGCUCUGCAGAUCAACCAAUAGGAAGACAGCCUGGGCCUGACUGUUCCAGGUGA